This is a messenger RNA of Syngnathoides biaculeatus (alligator pipefish), 1845 nucleotides long. RefSeq lists its product as uncharacterized. The transcript has 10 exons. Bases 488 to 1102 code for a protein of 204 amino acids. The record is from RefSeq and is a predicted model, not a curated record. Lineage: Eukaryota; Metazoa; Chordata; Actinopteri; Syngnathiformes; Syngnathidae.
UGCCCCUAGGUGUGAUUGUGAGUGCGGCUGUUGCCUCGAUGUGCCCUGCGAUUGGCUGGCGACCAAUUCAGGGUGUACCCCGCCCCCUGCCCGUUGACUGCUGGGAUAGGCUCCAGCACUCCCCACGACCCUCGUGAGGAUAAGCGGCAAAGAAAAUGAUUGGACAUUUCACGUUAUAAUGUACUUAAUUACAUGUUAAAAUUGGAAUAAUGUCAUGUUAUAACGUGAAAAGUUCAGUUAAUUCAUUUCAUGUUAGCGUGUGAAACUCAUGUUAUGACGUGAUAUGCUCUACGUUGUAUCGUGAUUGGUUUCAUGUUAUAACGUAGAAAAUAAUAAAUAAAUCAAUGUCACUCCUCUUCAGCCCCCCCCCCCCCAAAGGUUCCAGUUCUACUACAUGACUACUCUCCAGGUCCACCACGACUCCAUAAAAAGCUCACCCAAUCCAUAUUUUGUGCAACACACAAUGAGAGUCCACUUCUAGCAACAAAUGGACGCCAACUUUUCAGGUAUGCUGGGAAAUUCCAGCGUGCAGUGCGCGGUAGCAACUGUCGCGUCGCUGGCCUUGCUGAGUCUGUUGGGCCUGCUGUGUCUGAGAUGCAAGAGGAAGUCCAAGACGAUACACGAAGAGGCUCAGAUAUACAACCCGCACACAUUCCAGCGUGAGGGGAGCCGGUUUGCCGUCAUGCGAUCCAAAACAGUCACCAAAUCCAACCGAGCGAUCGCAACUUCAAAUGAGGACCUCACUGCGGCUGUUGCCGCGUCACCAACCAGAAGUUUGGAACAUAUUUAUGUAGAUCCACUCCCCGUCACAAUUUAUGAAAAUGAGCGGACGCCGUUAAGGACGAAGGUUGUUGAUCCCCCCAACACUGAUUACGCAAACUUGCCUGGCGCGACGCUGACAAAUGACGGUAGGAGACGUCGCUGCAUUGGUUUCAAUCCAAGACCAAAGCGCCGCACUUCACCAAGCCGCCGUGUCGCCGCAGACGCAGACGACUACGAAAACUCGCAUUUCCUGGAACAAAAAGCUCAACAGCUGGAGAACGAUCUGUUGUACAAGAAUGAAAAAGCAGCUGAUGUGGAUGUGCAAGUGGACGCUUAUUAAACAAGGCCGCCACCUGGUGGUCAAACUGUGAUUACCACACGCUGUGGUCUGAAAUUGUCAAUUGCAUCAUCGAUCUAUGCUGGCGGCAGUGGCAGCUGGUCAGGAGAGGUCAUGAGGGAGUGGCGCGACCAAUCAGUCACCGAGUAAGACAAAAAUUAAACAUGUCAAUCAAAUAUAGUACUAUAUAAUUACGCAUAAAAUUGUAGUUACCCUGUUGCGUUCGAGUGCCCACGGAGGAAUGCACGCUCCCGCCACGGAGUGAAAAAAAUUCACAUUUCAAAGCGCCGCAGUUUACUUUUUGUGACAUUUUUCCAGAUGUGUGGCCCAAAUGGAAAUUGUGUGUGUAUCCAUCCAUUUUCUCAGUCGCUUAUCCUCACAAGGGUCGCAGGAUGGGGAUGGAGCCUAUCCCAUUUGUCAACAGGCAGGAUGCGGGGUACACCCUGAAGUGGUCACCAACCAAUCGCAGGGCAUGUCGAGACAAGCAGCCGCACUCACAAUCACACCGAGGGGCAAUUUUUAAUGUGCCCAAUUGACGUUGCAUGUUUUGGGGAUGUGGGAGGGAACCCGAGUGCCCGGAGAAAAGCCACGCAGGCACGGGGAUUGAACCUCAGAACUGUGAGGCCAACGCUUUCCAACUGCGCCACCGUGCCGCCUUGGCUCAAUAUACAGUCAAGCCUCGGUUCUCGAACGUCCCCGUUUUUGAACGAAAAUUUCGAGAUGUUUUUGCUUCUGUUUUGAACGAA